This is a messenger RNA of Beta vulgaris subsp. vulgaris (sugar beet), 1629 nucleotides long. Its product is annotated as F-box protein At2g26160. The transcript has a single exon. Bases 97 to 1341 code for a protein of 414 amino acids. The record is from RefSeq and is a predicted model, not a curated record. Lineage: Eukaryota; Viridiplantae; Streptophyta; Magnoliopsida; Caryophyllales; Amaranthaceae.
AGAAAUCUCAAAAACACUGAGUGAUCAUCCAUUAUCAUUCAUCCUCCUCUCUUUGCCAUUCCCUCCAAAAUACACUCUCCCACAAAACCAAUUUCCAUGGCAGACAAAGAAAUUAUUGAACCAGAUUGGUCCAAAAUCCCAGAUGAUAUCCUCCUCAAAAUCACCCAACUCAUCACAAUAUACUCCGACUACAUUCGCCUCCGAACAGUUUGCCUCAAAUGGCGUACCACAUUACCUUCCACCCCACCUCACACUCUCCCAUGUCAACUUCCAUGGCUUCUCCUCCCUCCUUCUCAUCCCUCUAUCACUCCUCACUGCAACACCACCAUCACCUCCACCUCGUCUCGCCGAACCGUGUACAACAUAAUCAAUGACAAGCUUUACUCUCUGUUUAUUCCUGAAUCAUCCUACCCUCGAAGAAUCCUCGGCUCUUCCCAUGGCUACUUAAUCAUCACCUCCGCCGGCCCCGAAAUCUUCUGCUUGAAUCCACUCACCAAGCUGAAAGUUUUCCUCCCACCUCUGUCUUCCCUUCCUGGAGUUGUCUCCUUUAGUUUUUCCAAUGUUGGGAGAGAAUACUUGAUUAAAGAUCAGAUAACAGGUCAUAGUUAUCCUCUUGAUUUGAAGCAUAUGAGGGAUGAUUUUAUUAGGAAGAUCAUUCUCUCUUCUCCUCCUUCUAAUGGGUCUACUUCAUUCGCCUUUGCAAUUACAACUUCUUUUCUUAGUAAAACCACAGAACUGGUUUUCAGUACAGUCACUGAGGACUGUUGGGUUUGGGUUCCGGUUUUGGAUUUUAAUGCUGAAGAUGUAAUUUACUGUGAGUCUAAGGGGUUUUUUUAUGCUGUUAAUAAUAAUGGGGAUGUUGGUGGUUUUUGUAUUGGUGUUGGUGGGGUUUGUGAGGUAACAAUGUGGCAGAGUGCGAAUAUAAUACCGGGUGAUCUACGGUACUUAGUGUUGCUUGAUGAGCAAUUGCUGCUCCUAAUCCGCCGUAUGAGCUCAGAAGUUGAUUUAAGAACAUACUGUGAGUUGUACCGGACCGUCGGUUUCGAGGUUUAUCGGUUUCACGAGUAUGAACCCGGGAAGGUUUUGUGGGAGCCGGUGAAGAGCUUGGGUGAUAAGGCGGUGUUUAUAGGUGAGAGUGCGUCAUUGGCGUUGUCAGCGUCAGAUUUUCCUGGGUGUAAGAGGAAUUGCAUAUACUUUACAGAUGAUCAUUGUAAGAGUAAUGAUGUUGGUAUGUUUGAUAUAGGGGAAGAAUGCAUUGAUCCAUUGCCCUGUUUUCCAGAGGAUGCAAGCUUGCCAUUGCAGUGGGAACCACCUAUAUGGAUCACUCCUAAUCCUCACUAGCUUAACUAGAACUGUCUUUCUUUUAUUUACAACAUCUGAAAUUCAAGAGAAUCAUGUUGAAAUCAAUGUGUUAAACGAUUCAGCAAAUGUAGUUUAUGUUGCCUUUCUCGAGAAAUUUGAUUUGAAUCCAGCACUUGUAGUGAUUUCUCCUUUGUGGAAUAUCUAGCCUUAAUAAGAUGAUGUCAACAACGUUAUGGAUUAUGGUUUCUAACCCUAAUUUGCCUUUUAGAGGAAUAAGGCAAAGAGACCUCCUCUCCUCAUAUAUUUUAAUCUUUUGCAUUGAGUGUC